Molecule: messenger RNA, 1746 nt
Organism: Cyprinus carpio (common carp)
Lineage: Eukaryota; Metazoa; Chordata; Actinopteri; Cypriniformes; Cyprinidae
Product: protein-glutamine gamma-glutamyltransferase 5-like
Exons: 11
Coding region: 16-1560 (514 amino acids)
Biological process (GO): peptide cross-linking
Molecular function (GO): protein-glutamine gamma-glutamyltransferase activity
Source: RefSeq, a predicted model, not a curated record
UCCUGUCAUGCAUAAAUGUGUUUUCAGUAUGAAAAAGGCAUAUUGGACAUCUGUAUGAAAUUGCUGCAGGUGAGUCCUCAACAUCAAGCAGAUAUAGUUAAAGAUCUACUGAACCGCAGCAAUCCGGUUUACAUCAGCCGUGUGAUCUCAGCGAUGGUGAACUGUAAUGAUGAUAAAGGAGUGUUAAUGGGAAACUGGUCAGGGGACUACAAAGAUGGCGUCAACCCUUCAAAGUGGUCCGGUAGCGCAGAUAUUCUCAGGAUGUGGUCAGAAACACAAUUCAGGCCUGUGAAAUACGGACAGUGCUGGGUGUUUGCUGCUGUCAUGUGUACAGUAAUGAGAGCCCUUGGCAUUCCGACUCGAGUCGUCACCAACUUCAACUCUGCUCACGACACAGACGGAAAUAUGACAAUCGAGGAAUAUUACAAUGAGAAGGGGGAAAAACUGUCCAUGAGCAGGGAUAGCAUCUGGAACUUCCAUGUGUGGGUGGAGAGUUGGAUGAAGAGGCCUGAUCUGGGUCAAGGUUAUGACGGAUGGCAGGUUCUUGACCCCACGCCACAAGAGAUGAGCUCAGGAAUGUUCCACUGUGGUCCUGCUGCUGUUACAGCCAUUUAUGAGCGGAGGGUGGAUGUGCAAUACGAUGUGCCGUUCGUUUACGCAGAAGUAAACGCUGAUGUGCGUACAAUGAUUGUCAGAAAUGGGAGAGUAUUAUCAACCAGCGUCGAUAAACGCAGAGUUGGAGCCCUGAUCUCCACCAAACGUCCAGGAUCCAUGAGUAUGCAGGACAUCACGUCUGAAUACAAAACUGAGGAGGAUGAAAACACAUAUCGUGGAUCAAUGGCGGGUGUUACUGGAAGAAGCACUACUUUUAGAUGUGAACCUCAAAGUGAUAGAAUCAUGGCUUCCAAGGGUGUUGAAGUUUCUCUCCAGCUUCUGAAAGCCCCUGUAGUUGGAGAAAACAUUUCUUUCAACAUCAUAAUCACUAACAAUGAUGCUGCUCCAAAACUGCUGAGAAAACAUGUGAACGCUCAGAACAAGGAGUACAACAGAAAUCCCACAGAAACCUUCUGGGAGGCUCAUGAUGACAUAAAGAUUGGCCCGAAAGAAACUGUGACUACAAAACAUGAGAUCUCUUUCAAGCACUACAUGUUGAAGGAGACUGAGGAGGAUUCUCUGGUUAACCUGGCUGUGGUUAUUGAGGACGUGAAGUCUCAGGAGAGAGUGCUGGCUUCAGAAGAGUUCAUCAUCCGCAGCCCUUCCCUCGAUAUACAGAUUCAAAAUGAGGUCUCGGUCAUCAUUAACGCACCACAAGUGGCCACGGUGAUCUUCACAAACCCGUUUAAUGUUGCAGUGAGCGGAGAACUGACCAUAUCUGGUUCAGGACUCUUGGAGGAGAAGGCUCAAAUGAGGCUUACGAUCCAACCCCGAGAAACCACAAAGAAGCCCGUCAAUUUCACUCCCAGGAUGGCAGGUGCCAGGAUGCUUUCUGCUAAUUUAGUGUUGGAGAAUCCUCCCACCAUCAUGCACGGAUUCAAGACCAUCAAUGUUCAAGCAUCUUAGAGUCACACACCUUUAUAAUUGAUUAUGACCCCUCAUGCAGUGCUGCACUAAUGGUUGAAACACAUUUAGAAAUGAUUGCUUUCUAAUAAUUUUUUUUUAUGUCACUGUGAAAUCUGGCUUGAAUCACUGACUUGUUUUUAAGAUUAUUUAGGCACAAGCUUGAAAAUAAAGCAUAUCCAUGCAUUA